AUGUCGUCGCUCCUCAGGAAGCUCGAGGUCCCGCACCCUGAGAAUAUGCCGCGGCCAACAGCUCUACUGAACCAUGAUGUCAAGCCUAUUGAGAAGGAAAGGAGAGUCUGGGGCUGGCCUGCUUUCAUCGCUCUGUGGUCGACCGUCGCUUUCAACAUGUCCAACUUUCAGCUUGGUUCCAGCAUGCUUGCACUGGGUCUCAACUGGUGGCAAGCCUUCUUGACCAUGCUAUUUGGCCACCUUUUAGGCGCAGUGCUCAUCGUCUUCGUCAGCGUGCCAGGCCUUUACUACCGCAUUUCAUUCCCCGUUGCCACAAGAAUCGCCUGGGGAUACUGCGGCUCAAUUUUCGUCGUUCUCAACCGCAUCGUUCUAUCAAUAGUAUGGUGCGGCGUGCAAUCGUGGCAGGGCGGCUUAAUGGCCUACGUUUGCCUUCGAGCCAUAUGGCCCAGCAUCGACAACAUCAAAAAUACCAUCCCAUCCAGCACAGGCAUGACUCUGCCGCAGUUUAUCGGGUUUAUAGUCUUCUUCAUCAUUCAGUUCCCCUUUCUAUUCCUCUCACCUCGACCGUUAAAAUAUCUCGUCUACGUCGGAAGCGUUGGGGGCUUUUUGGCGCAGCUGGUUCUGUGCAUCUGGGCCUGCGCUACCAUGGGCUCUGGCGGGUUUGGAAGCGUCUUGCAGCCAAACAAGGCAGCACUCCCUGGCUCUCAGCUAGGAUGGAUGUGUGUGUACUCCAUUACCGCAACAAUGUCGAGUAUCACAAGCGGUACGGUCAGCGUUUGCGAUUAUGCCCGGUUCGCCAAGCAGCCGUCCUCGGGUAUCUGGUCCCAGCUUCUUGGCUUCUUCCCUGGUUGGCUGUCCAACGUUUUCGGCACCCUAACCAUCGCAGCGACGCAAAGACGUUAUGGUUCAGAGCUGUGGAGCGUUGCCUCACUGCUCAUCGCUGUUCAGGAUGCUAACCCCGACUCCAAGACUCGGACUGCCGUUGUCUUUGCCGCGCUUCCUUUUGCGCUGUCGCAAAUCUCUCUCAACAUCAUUGGAAAUACCUUUUCUGGUGGAACUGAUAUGGCUUCUCUGGUACCCAAGUACAUCAACAUCCGCCGUGGUCAAAUUGCUACUGCGCUCCUAGGUCUAGUUAUCAACCCGUGGUACCUCUUGAGCGGCGCCGUCAUUUUCAUCUCCGUCAUGUCGGCAUACACUGUCUUCCUCCAGCCGUUCUUGGGGAUUAUAGUUGCCCAUUACUUUAUCGUACAGAAAUGUCGAAUCAAAGUAUCAGAUCUGUACUGCUUUGGAUCUCGUUCCAUCUACUGGUACACUGCUGGUGUGAAUUGGCGCUCAAUCGUUGCCUGGACUUGCGGCGCCGCGCCUCACAUCCCCGGCUUCCUUACAACAGUGCGGCCGUCGAUUCAAGUCCCAUUGGGAGCUUCGCACUUGUAUUAUCUUUCGUCUUUUACUGGAUUUCUGAUCCCUUUUGCUCUGACUAUUAUUUUGCACCUGGUGUUCCCUGUGGCGUCACAAACGGCAUACACGUCGUCGGGUACCAUGGACCAGUCUAUACAAGAGCUUGAAGACUAUAUUGAUCGACUUGAUGUAGAUUUUGGACUCAUUCAAGGCGUGGCAUCUCCAGCAGCAGAAAAGCUUGAGGAUGCUUUUGACGGAGAGAAAUAG
Pochonia chlamydosporia 170 is the source of this 1665-nucleotide messenger RNA. RefSeq names its product uracil permease. Gene Ontology annotation, biological process: nucleobase transport; transmembrane transport. The transcript has 5 exons. NCBI's taxonomy places the organism in Eukaryota, Fungi, Ascomycota, Sordariomycetes, Hypocreales, Clavicipitaceae. Gene Ontology annotation, molecular function: nucleobase transmembrane transporter activity. The coding region runs from base 1 to 1665 and encodes 554 amino acids. Gene Ontology annotation, cellular component: plasma membrane. The record is from RefSeq and is a predicted model, not a curated record.